AUGUCUCCCUUUUCCUCCCUCGUCUCUCGCCGUGGUGGUGGUAGCCGUGGCGGACGUGGUGGCUCUGGAUCGUUCGGAGGUCGGGAGCGGAGUCCCUAUGCCGGCGAAGGUAUCAUGAACUUUGGUCCCGGGGAAUGGAGCAGCUGGCCCUUCCCCUACACUGACCAGGAUGGGAACCCUCGUCUUCCUCGUACGCACGCGGAGGGUAUCCAGUCCCUCAUCCAAUACGCUGAACGACCAGGCGGUAACCAGGGUCAGCUUCAACUCCCAGUUGGCGGCGAUGAGCUUGCCCGGAUGUGCACAACUCCGGUGCAGCUCGCGAUCCUUCGGGGUCGUGGACGCCCUAUCUGGCAUGUACGAGGCAACAUUAAUGGGCAGCAAAUUGUCUCCCAGCGACCCUCGUACAUUAAUGCCCUGCUGAUCCAGUCCCGUGGCAAUCAACUCGUUCAGCCUUGCGAGGCUGUAUCCGACUCCCAGGUCAGUUUGGCGGCUGUUGUGGCAAUUCCCCGCAAUGCUACACGGCCAUGGCCACGGCACCCACCUCGUCCCUUACCCGCAACGGAUAUUAUUGACCUAACGGACGACCGGAGUGUCGUCCGGUCGGCCCAAGGGCUAUCCCGUCGGGCCUAUCAACGUCCUCGUGCGGAUAGCGAGGUCCAAGAGAUCACUAUAGUGGAUUUGACUGAAGAGGAGGAUAACCGGCGUCGGACCGAGCCUUCUCAACUUGCUUGGUACGAAGAGGCCUAG
Penicillium atrosanguineum is the source of this 747-nucleotide messenger RNA. Its product is annotated as lipase/esterase-like protein. The record is from RefSeq and is a predicted model, not a curated record. The transcript is spliced from 6 exons. The coding region runs from base 1 to 747 and encodes 248 amino acids. NCBI's taxonomy places the organism in Eukaryota, Fungi, Ascomycota, Eurotiomycetes, Eurotiales, Aspergillaceae.